AUGCGUCUGUCCGAAAGGACAGGAUGGGAUGGUCGGGUGUGUAGUGCAGACGUUGAUGAGUGUAAGGAGCGUCCAUGUCAAAGAGGGGAAGCGUGUCAUAAUAAUCAGGGUAGCUAUGCGUGUAUUGCGGAGCAUUUCGGAUCUCUGUCUACUCCCUCAACUACUACUCAUGUCCAGGCAGCAACUAUUGUAGAGAAUCUGAUUUUCUCCCUAUUCAAAAGGUCUGAAACUGGAAGAUGCCAUCCGUCCAGGCUGACAAGCAGUGGCUGGAACAUCUCCAUUGAUUUGUCAAUACUUAAACAACUGUAUCCAACGGUAACACCAAGUAAUAUUUAUUUUGGAGAUAAUUCUUGCCGUGGAAAAGUCAUUAGGACAACUUUGGUAUUUCAGCAAGGCUUCCGAGACUGCCUGACAAGUGAAAGGGUAUCUAGUGACACGCUGUUAUAUGAAAAUGAUUUGUUCUACGCAAUUUAUGAUCCAAUUAAUCCAUUUAUAAUACGUCAACAUAAAUGGACUUUUACCGUUGAAUAUGACGUCAGCCGUAAUGAAGCAACGUCUUCCCAUGUCCAUCAUGACGUCGAUGCACACCAUGCCGCCGUUGCUAGUCAUUACGAUAUCAAAAUGACAUUCUUUAAAGAUGCAAAUUUCAUGAAUCAGAUAGCAGGAAAUCCAGUUCACGCAAGCAUUGGUGAUGAUAUAUACGUAAAGGUAUUUACUAGUGCAGCUGACUGGACCGUAAAAAUGCGACUUCAUACCUGCUAUACAAAACCUACAGACGAUGCUGCUGAUGAUAUGACAUAUUUCUUUAUCAAAGACGGAUGCGAGGUAGACAGUAAUACGCACAUCAUAUCCCAGUCAACGCACGAGACGAGAUUCGUGUUCCGGGACUUUGAGUAUUCUACAAACAAGGAAGGUCUUAACAUCUACUGUAAUGCCACGUUUUGUGAAACCAAAGAUUAUUCUCCAGGAAUAGCGCAGUCUUGUGUAUCGCAGGGAACACAAGCUCUUGUUGGAAAAUAA
This is a messenger RNA of Mercenaria mercenaria, 1020 nucleotides long. Its product is annotated as CUB and zona pellucida-like domain-containing protein 1. Gene Ontology annotation, molecular function: calcium ion binding. The record is from RefSeq and is a predicted model, not a curated record. NCBI's taxonomy places the organism in Eukaryota, Metazoa, Mollusca, Bivalvia, Venerida, Veneridae. Bases 1 to 1020 code for a protein of 339 amino acids. The transcript has 4 exons.